Messenger RNA from Fonsecaea multimorphosa CBS 102226, 2457 nucleotides. RefSeq lists its product as uncharacterized. Gene Ontology annotation, biological process: cell division. Gene Ontology annotation, molecular function: protein binding. NCBI's taxonomy places the organism in Eukaryota, Fungi, Ascomycota, Eurotiomycetes, Chaetothyriales, Herpotrichiellaceae. The transcript is spliced from 2 exons. Bases 1 to 2457 code for a protein of 818 amino acids. The record is from RefSeq and is a predicted model, not a curated record.
AUGGCACCUGCACAACCUCAUAUUGCCGCUCAGCUCCGCCAACUAAUCUACUACCACCUCGACAACAACCUGCUCAGAAACGCCCUCUUUCUCGCUUCCCGCCUCGUCGCCUACGAACCUCGCUCCCCCGAAGCUGCCUACUUGCUCGCAUACUGCCAAUUUCAAUCAGGGUUCCUGAAAGCCGCAUGGGACACUUCACGCGCCGCAGCUGUAAAAGGUACCCAUUUAGGAUGCAGCUACGUUUUCGCCCAGUCGUCCCUCGAACUCGGUCGAAUUGUCGAAGGUCUCACUGCGUUGGAAAAGUGCAAAAACCUCUGGCAAAACAGAAACACAUGGGGUCAACACAAUGAGCUGAGACGCCAGCAUCUCCCUGAUGCCGCGGCCGUCUUAUGCCUCAAAGGGAAGCUCUGGAAGGCAAAUAAGAAUCUGAACCAGGCUGUCGAGUGUUGGGCCGCCGCUUUGAAACUGAAUCCAUUCAUGUGGGAUGCGUUUACGGGGUUAUGCGACACUGGAGCGAAAAUUAGUGUGCCCAACAUUUACAAGUUGAACAAUGAGAUGGUGGCAGCGACGCAUUCUGCGCAACAGCAGAGCGCAAGGAUUGAAAACGCACCGACCGAGAAGGGGUCGGGUGCGGUUUCGCAAGCACCAUCAGAUCCUUUUGUCUCGACGCAAAAGUCAAGCACGCAGCACCCGCCCGGGCACCCUGUACUAUGGGAAAAGCUCAAUGGCAGCAAAAUGAGCGUUAAUACGGUCAGCACGAUCUUGGACGAGGAAGGUCUCGCCACUCCGUCAACAGAGGCCGAAGGGGAAGAAGGUGUCCUUCACGGCGCUCCACUCAACAACCAAAAUCACGAACCGCCGCCGGCACCAAUCAGAAAAGCAAAGGGCUUGACGGAAACACAUGCAGAUCCUCCACCUAGGUGGAAGCCAGGAUCGACCAGGAUGAGAGCAAAAGCAAAAGGUGCAUCGGAUGAUUCUACCACUGUCUUACAAGAUCCUCCUCCGCAGCCACUACCGGCAGCACCUUCUAAGAGAACGGUUUCGGGCCAGCUUGCUCCAACAUCGUCUCAUGCUGCGUCUUCAAGUAUUGCCGAAGGAACGAGAAGAAGUAACCGGUUGCUCAACACAACAAGACCACCUAGUGCGAGUAGCACAGCCGGGAGCAAGAUUUCGUCCCUGGCAAACACGCUCGGUUUACGAGAAGGACGAGAUAUCAAGAAAGCGAAGGCCCCAGUGCCGAAGGGCAGGACAGCAAAUGCAUCCACCGUCGGAAGAGUCGUGAGUGGCAAUAGAACGAGGACCGGGUCGGCAGAUCAAAUGGACCUGGACGCCAAAGAACAGAAAAAUGCUGCCAAUGCAAUCGCUCCUCCUCCAGUACCACCUAUCCCAAACAACAAAUCACGAGCACCCUCGACUGCGGAUAGGGAACUAGAAGCGCUCCAAACUCUCUUGGAUCUUUGUGGGCGAAUUGCUUCUGCGCAGCUCUGCCUUGCCAACUAUGACUGUCAAACCGCCAUUCAGAUAUACAAUGCUCUUCCUUCGUCACAACGUGAAACGCCUUUUGUCUUAAGUCAAAUUGCCAAAGCCUACUACGAACAGGCUUCUUACAUCGAGGCUGAGAAAUUCUUCAUUCGCGUACAUCAGCUUGCGCCCACUCGCCUCGAGGAUAUGGAAGUCUACUCGACAGUCCUCUGGCACUUGAAAUCAGAGAUUGAACUUGCCUACCUGGCGCACGAGCUUAUCGAAAUUGACCGAUUAUCACCUCAAGCAUGGUGCGCGAUCGGAAACUCCUUCUCUCUCCAACGUGAACAUGAGCAAGCAUUGAAAUGCUUCAAGCGCUCCACCCAACUCGACUCACAAUUCGCGUACGGGUUCACGCUCCAGGGGCAUGAGUACAUCGCCAAUGAGGAAUUCGAGAAAGCACUUGAAGCCUACCGAGCAGCGAUUGCCGCAGAUGGCAGACAUUACAACGCAUGGUACGGUUUAGGAAAAGUUUACGAGAAACUGGGCAAGUGGAAUAUUGCGGAGCAGCAUUACCGAACGGCAGCAAAGAUUAAUCCCACCAACGCAGUGUUGAUAUGUUGUAUCGGCCUCGUCCUUGAAAAACAAGAACAUCCAGAAGACGCACUCCUUAUGUACACUCGUGCAUGCAGCCUCGCGCCUCAAUCGGCCUUGAGCCGGUUCAAGAAAGCAAGGUGCCUGAUGAGCUUAGGGCGUCCGAGGGAAGCGCUAGCGGAAUUGAUGAUAUUGAGGGAUGUGGUGCCGGAUGAGGCGAAUGUGUGGUUUCUCAUGGGACGCCUGUACAAGACCUUGAAAGAUAAAGGCAAUGCUGUGAAAGCCUUCACCAUGGCGUUGAACUUGGAUCCAAAGGCUGCUCAGUUCAUCAAAGACGCAAUGGAGAGUCUCAACGAUGAUGAAGACGAAUAUGAUGACGAUGUGGAUGAAGACAUGGAGUGA